AGACUUGCACUCCUGUUAGCAACCCCUGGCUUUAAAUUCUUCAAGGACAGCUUUUUAAUCUUGCCAGCCCAGCUGGCUGUGCGUGCGUGAGUAGAUAUGGACGGCUAAAGGUACUAUUUUAAGAGUUAACAGGAAAGGAGCGAGAAAAAAAAAGGCUUGGAACCGCCUCCGUUUAUUAUAAGGGACUCAGUUGCUGUUCCAGUGUUUAUCAGCAGCCCAGAUCAGAGUCUGCAGUGGUGAAGCUGGAAAGCAUCAGCUUAUCAGUGCUGGUCGCGUGGCUUCUUUGUGUACAGCAGCUGCUGUUGAAUGCAUGGACAAAUACUGAGGCUCAGCACUGGGCAGUUAAACACAGACCCAAGGAACACAGGAAAUACAUGUAUCUUUUCUAAACAAGAGAUUUAAACCACUUUGUACACAAUCCCCAGGGUUACAUCUGUGCAUUAUUUAUCCUCAAUUGAGUUAACACUUAAGUGGAUGUCAGAAACCCCCACAAUAAUCAAAGUGGUUCAUUAUUGAGGGUUGUUAUAUUUUUUUAAAAAAUGGAUGUACGUUUUUAUCCAGCUGCUGCUGGCAACACUAUUCCUGGAGAUCCUUCCAACCUGGACCUUUCCCAAUGCUUGGGCUACUACAACUACAACAAGUUUGCAGGGAACAAUAACUACAUGAAUAUGGCAGAUCCAAGCCAUGCGUUCUUGACCACCAAUGAGACAUUCCACACUCCGAGCCUUGGGGAUGAAGAAUUUGAGAUUCCCCCCAUAACCCCACCACCAGAAUCAGAGCCCACCUUGGGACUUACAGACAUGGUGUCAGCUUUCCAAGGCCUUAAUGAUCCACUGUCCUCACAAGAGAAUGAAUUCACACCUCACUUUCCACCACAGAGCCUGGAUCUACCUUCCAUCACGAUAUCCAGGAGUAUUAUGGACCAAGAUGGUGCAAUGCUCAACAAUGGCUUGACUGUGGACCUGGUCCAGGCACAAGUUCCCCAGUACCACCAUGAUCCAAACAUGGGGAUGAGGUCUGUUGUUCACAUGGCUGAUGUUAAUCAAGCAGGAAUAAUGCAACACAAUCAGCUGACCACCAUUAACCAAUCACAGUUGAGCGCCCAGUUGGGGUUGAAUCUCGGAGGGGGCAAUGUGCCACAGAAUUCACCUUCACCUCCUGCUAGCAAGUCAGCCACCCCAUCCCCUUCCAGCUCUGUAAAUGAUGAUGAUGCUGAGGAAUUCAAUAGGGUUAGUGUAGAGAAACGAGCUGCGGUUGAUUCAGGAAAGAAACCCAAGACACCAAAGAAGAAGAAGAAGAAAGAUCCCAAUGAGCCCCAGAAGCCAGUGUCGGCUUAUGCUCUGUUCUUUAGAGAUACUCAAGCUGCCAUCAAAGGGCAGAACCCCAAUGCCACUUUUGGAGAAGUUUCUAAAAUUGUAGCAUCAAUGUGGGACAGUCUAGGAGAGGAACAAAAACAGGUAUAUAAGAGAAAAACAGAAGCUGCCAAAAAGGAAUAUCUAAAAGCUCUUGCUGCCUACCGAGCCAGCCUUGUUUCAAAGGCUGCUGCAGAAUCAGCGGAAGCGCAGACCAUGCGUUCUGUGCAGCAGACUUUGGCCUCGACGAGUCUUUCAACCUCACUCCUUAUGAAUUCAUCACUUUCGCAGCAUGCAUCUGUUUCAGUGUCAACCCAGUCCCUGCAACAGACCCUGCCAAGGGCAAUUGCCCCCAAACCAAUGAGAUUGUCCCUGCAAGGCAAUCAGCUGGCAUCUGUUCCUAUCACACCAAACAUGUCAACAAACAUUGCCACCCCCAUGGGGACUUCUAUUGGCACUACCAUGGUCCCCACUUCACCCACACCCCAGUUAAGCCCUCCACUGCAGCCUCAGCAACACCAAAUGCAGCAGAUGCAACAGCAUCAAUUGCAACACUUCCAGCAGCAUCACAUGCAGCAGCAACUGCACCAGCAAAUACAACAUCAGCAUCAAAUCCAACAGCACCAAAUGCAGCAGCAGCAAAUGCACCAUCAGAUGCAGCAACAGCAAAUUCAGCAGCACAUGCAGCAACAGUUGCAUCAGCAGCUGCAGCAGCAACAGAUCCAGCAGCAGUUACAGCAAAUGCAGUUACAACACAUGCAGAAACAGCAAAUCCAGCAGCUGCAACAGCAGCAGCACCCACCUCAGCACUCACCACCUCAGCAUUCCCCCGUUGCAUCGCAACCAGUGGUGGCCUCACAGAUAACUUCUCCUCUUCCCACACGGUCAAGUCCACAGCCAGUCCAGCAACAACAGCAAUCUCCACUACAAACCCAGGCCCAGACCCAAGUAUUGCCACAGACCUUUUCACCACCUCCGCCUGAAGUCCAGCCUGUCAUCAGCUCUCCCCCACCAACUCCUGUGGGUGCUACCACUCCAAUACGAUGCAUGAGGACUGGCUGCUCAAAUCCACCAAUCCCGAGCGUGGAGUGGGAUAAUGAAUACUGUAGCAGCGAGUGUGUAGUUAACCACUGCAGGGAUAUCUUCAUGGCGUGGGUUGCCUCUCGUAAUCAGAGCAAUACUGCUUCGGUGAAGUGAAGAUUUGCCAUCAACAUUUUUGAGCCAAAACUCAGCAUUUAUCAGACGGACUGCCAAGAAGAUGUUCUGAAAGGCAGCCUGACAUGCUUUGUUUCCUUGUAGCUACAUGGGCACAGACUUCAGAAGGCUUUCCAGUGACAGGCUGUACAGACUUUCUUUAGGCCCACCUGCCAUUUCUGCCAGUGCCUGGAGAGCUGGCCAUUUUACAUUGUGUAAUGUAGCUUCAGAUGAUUAUUUUGUUUGACAUGAACUUAAAGGGCAUGGCUUUUAGUAAAUGACAUGCCUCUGCAUGAUUGCUGAAGACUGUGAGAAGACUCAGAUGGAAAAACUUCUUUUGUGACAGUGAUGUCAUUGUGACCAGUCAAGACAUAAAGUACUGAGUGAAGCAUAAUACUUAAACGGAAUGCUAAUUACUUUUUUUUAACCAUA
Molecule: messenger RNA, 2978 nt
Organism: Hypanus sabinus (Atlantic stingray)
Lineage: Eukaryota; Metazoa; Chordata; Chondrichthyes; Myliobatiformes; Dasyatidae
Gene: tox3
Product: TOX high mobility group box family member 3
Exons: 9
Coding region: 540-2549 (669 amino acids)
Biological process (GO): regulation of transcription by RNA polymerase II
Cellular component (GO): nucleus
Molecular function (GO): chromatin DNA binding
Source: RefSeq, a predicted model, not a curated record